Epithele typhae is the source of this 1200-nucleotide messenger RNA. RefSeq names its product UROD/MetE-like protein. The transcript is spliced from 7 exons. Gene Ontology annotation, molecular function: zinc ion binding; 5-methyltetrahydropteroyltriglutamate-homocysteine S-methyltransferase activity. The record is from RefSeq and is a predicted model, not a curated record. Lineage: Eukaryota; Fungi; Basidiomycota; Agaricomycetes; Polyporales; Epitheliaceae. The coding region runs from base 1 to 1200 and encodes 399 amino acids.
AUGGCCGCCACCCGCAAGCUCAACCCGCCGUUCCGCGCGGACCACAUCGGCUCCCUCAAGCGCCCUUCCAAGCUGCUUGCCGCGCGCAAGGAUUUCGAGCUCGGCAAGGUCACCCCCGAGGAGCUCAAGGCGAUCGAGGACGAGGCCGUCACUGAGAUCGUCAAGUUGCAGCGCGAGGUGGGCAUCAAGAGCAUGACCGAUGGCGAGUUCCGCAGGCACAUGUUCUUCGACGGUGUGUUUGACAAUCUCGAGGGCAUGAAGUAUAUCCGUCCCGUGCCUAUGGAGAUGUUGAUGGACUACGUCCCCGAUGUCGCGGCGUUCAAGGAACUCGACUUCAAGGGCGGCGACUCGUACGUAUGCGCGGCGAAACUGAAGCGCACGAAGCCGUUCUUCGUCAGUCAGUUCGAGGCCCUCAAGGCACUCACGGCCCCCGAGGAGUGGAAGAACCUGAAGAUGACCAUGACGGCACCAGAGUGGUUCCACCUCCGCCACGGCGAGUUCGCGUACCCGAAGGACGUGUACAAGAACGAUGACGAGUACUUCGCGGACAUCGCGGUCGCUUACCAGGCGGAGAUCCAGGCGCUGUACGCGGCCGGCUGCCGCAACAUCCAGUUCGACGACCCGCUCCUCGCCUACUUCUGCGCCGACUCGAUGAUCCAGGGCAUGGAGGAGCGCGGGAUCGACCACGUCGCGCUGCUCGACACCUACAUCCGCGCGUACAACGGCUGUCUCAAGGGCCGCCCCGCGGACAUGACCGUCGGUCUCCACCUCUGCCGCGGCAACUUCCGCUCGGGGAUGCACUUCUCGGAAGGCGGCUACGACCGGAUCGCGAUCAAGCUCUUCCAGCAGAUCGACGUCGACUGCUACUACCUCGAGUACGACACCCCGCGCGCCGGCUCCUUCGAGCCGCUCAAGCACCUCCCGUCCAACAAGACCGUCGUCCUAGGGCUCAUCACGUCCAAGUUCACGCAGCUUGAGGACGUCGAUGACCUCGUCGCCCGCGUGAAGAACGCGGCGGCGAUCAUCGCCUCGGGCGAGGAGGGCCGAACGGUCGAGCAGGCCCUUGAUCAGAUCUGCCUGAGCCCGCAGUGUGGCUUCGCGUCCCACUCGGACGGGAACAACAUCGACGAGGCUGCGAUGCGCGCGAAGCUCGAGCUCGUGUCCAAGACCGCGAAGGCGAUCUGGGGAGACGCUGUCUAG